Messenger RNA from Phlebotomus argentipes, 3009 nucleotides. It is a transcript of the gene scaf, whose product is annotated as inactive serine protease scarface. The record is from RefSeq and is a predicted model, not a curated record. Gene Ontology annotation, biological process: proteolysis. The transcript is spliced from 7 exons. Bases 170 to 2617 code for a protein of 815 amino acids. NCBI's taxonomy places the organism in Eukaryota, Metazoa, Arthropoda, Insecta, Diptera, Psychodidae. Gene Ontology annotation, molecular function: serine-type endopeptidase activity.
UCGCAUCUCUCAUCAAUUUUUCCCUCCUGUAACAACAUCUCUUUCCGUAUAGUUUUCUCGAGUGGUGUUUUAGUGACUCUUUUGGCAGUGUGUCUUGUGAAGUGUCUCACCUAACUGGGAUAUUAUACCUCUCGGAUUACACUUGUGAACUUCAAACGGAUUUGUAAAAAUGCAUCCGUCUUCUGCGGCCUUGGCUGGCCUGCUAAUAUUAAGCUGUGUGGUGAUUAGAGCUGAUGAUGUAAUUACGCGGAUAAAUGGUCUCCAUGACGCUGGUGAGCUGAGGCAGGAUCUGCCCAGUGAUACACCCUUCUGGUGGAUGAACAACCGGUCGCCCUUCAAGCGCGAGAGUGGCGGAUGUGCCAAUGGAUGCGCUCCCACCACCAAUGAGCUCACCUUCUCCGCCAAUCCCUUCCUCACGGGCCGCGUCGGGGCGCCGGCGGGCUUCGCCGUGCAGACUGUGAAUCCCUCCUUCCCGGGCAGCCCCACGGGCAGCCACAACGGCUACCUGCCGCCCAAUCCCCAGCCACCGAGGACUGUACCCUGCCUGGGACAGGGACAGGUGUGUGUGGUCCGUCACGCCUGCGCCAGCGGAUUCGUUCUCUCCCAGGAUGUCGCCGUGCUCGGUCGAGGCCAGGAGUGCAACGUUGAUACUGAAGUUUGCUGCGCCGUUCGUGUGCCAACCACGACUCCGCGUCCCACAACAACACAACUUCCGCCAACUCCGUGUGUGGAGAGGAAUUACUUCUGUGUGGCUCCUCAGGCUUGUCGCAAUGGUGUCAUCGUCUCCCAGAUGAACAAUCUUCAGCCGGUUCGUCAAUGCUACUCACCUCAGGUGUGCUGCCGAUUCGUCCAGGAACCGAGCGAGACCGUCACGAGACCCAGCGUCACACUGCCACCAUAUCCCAAGCUGCCGAACGAGAUCUCUGACUCAACCGUGCUAACGGAUGACGGCUACGUGAUCAAGGUGCCAGACAAUCAGUACCUGCCCCAGAGGGAACCGUCGCCAGACUCGCAGAACCCCAUCGUUGUCCCUGCCCCGACGACCACCUUCCGUCCGGUGCCCAGCCCAACCACUCCUCAGUAUCUUCCUCCGCCUCCGUCCACCGCGAGGCCCUACGUGCCACCGGUUGCCGUGAGCACAACCGCCCGACCAGUGGUCAUCGUGCCCUCCAGCACGCCCCAAUAUCUGCCCCCGUACAAGGGUGACCAGUACAUCCCGCCAGUCGACAGGGAGGGAGAGCCCUCCAAUCCCCAGUCCAACAACAUCCUCCCGCCCACCACCAGGCGCCCCCGACCGCCGCCGCAGCGCGGUGAGAACCAGCUGGCUGAGCCCAUUGUGCCCAGCGGAUGCCCCGCCGCCAUGAACUGCACCGAAUACCAGUACUGCGACGUGAAGGGAGUCAUCACCACCACUCCUGUCGUGCUGACCAAGGAGCAGGAGCUCUUCCGCGUCCCACUCACGGACUGCGUCGAUCGCAGGAGAGGCUUCCAGGGCAAGUGCUGCCGCGAUCCCAACUACGUCGAUCCCUGGCCAGUAGGUCAGCUCGGCCAGUACAAUCCCCAAAUCCUCAAUGCCGCCUUCGACGAUGGCUCGUACAGGCCCGAGAAGUACCGCACGCAGCAGAACACAGUGAUCCGCGGCCAGUCACAGCUCAGCCGACCCAUCGCCGCCGGAGCCUCCACGGUCAAUCGCCAGGUGCUCACGACACAGCAAAGCCAGCACAUCAGCAACAAUGUCAUCGCCGAUAGAUUCUCCGUCGGAGCGGAUGCUUGUGGAACGAGAAACCUGAACACUCAGCCACGUGGCGCUGGACCUCUGGACACCGGCUUCGGUGAAUUCCCAUGGCAAGCAAUGGUGCUGCUGGAGACCAACCGAUCCCUCCUCUGUGGCGGUGCCAUCAUCGAGCGAGACGUUGUUGUGACUGCUGCUCAUUGUGUUUCUGGACUGCCUGCUCGCAGUGUGAUGAUCAAGGCCGGCGAGUGGCGUCUUGGCGUCGAUGAGGAGCCCAAGACAUUCCAGAUUGUGCGGGUGAAAGCCAUCACUCUCCACCCAGCCUACAAUCCGACCAAUCUCAACUCCGACGUGGCUCUGCUGCAUCUCGAGGAGAAGCUUCGCUAUGACACCCACAUCGGUCCGAUCUGUGUUGAUGAUGAGUACGUGACGAGCGCCUCCACCACGGACUGCGUCACCACCGGCUGGGGCAAGGAGGUUCUCAGAAUCAACAUCCAGAACGCCCUGAUGCACUCCCUGCCAGUCACUCUCCUGUCCGACGGUGAGUGCCAGGCCGCUCUCUCUGGCUACGGAUUCAACUCUCAGACCGGCGUGUGCGGCCGCCCGCGUGCGGACGCGUGCGAGGUGGACGUGGGCAGCGCCCUGGCCUGCUCCAACGGCAAGGGUGGCUACGUCCUGCGCGGCGUGUACUCCACAGAGACCGAGUGCGCCAGCUCCAACCAGGUCGUCUCGUUCGCUCGCGUGGACACACAGUGGCUGAGGCAGGCGCUGAGCUCACCGCAGCCCCAACCCACUCAGACUGUUCAAAUCUACGAGCCUCAACCAAAUAGUCCUCAACGAGUGAUAACGCAGGGUCCAGCGUACUUGCCACCUCAUCGAAAGUAAUUCCAGAGCAACACAAGUUAAUUAAUUGAAAUUUUCCCCUCUUCCGCCCCCCAAUCUCUCUCUCUCUAUUGCGUCCCUCAAAACUUCUUUCUUUCUUUUUUUUGUUAAUUUGUAAGGAAAAGAAAAUACCUUUUUAGAGUGUUUAGGAGUCUAUCCCCUUUUCCUCUAAUCUGACACGAGAAAAAAAACAUUACGAAAGAGACACACUUUUACACGCCCAACAUCACAAAAUCACAGAUAAACACACAACAAAUGAAAAGAUACCCAAGAAAAUACUCAAAAAAAAAUCAUUACACUCUUUAUAUACUCUCUUCUGUGGAGAUUUGUAUCGAUUUUUGUGUUUUUUGUACUUUUAAACCUCUUUGCAAUUUUUGCAAAAGUUAAAAACCCUC